AACAUGAGUCAUCUGAAAUUGUUUGCGGCUACGCUGAAGUGGCAUGGCAUUAAACUUCUGGAAAAGCAAGAUAUAGCCAGAAAGGUAUUUUUACAUGGCCUACGGUAUGCUUCAUCAGGAACCUCAGAACCAUUCCUGAGUGGGAGUAAUUCAAAUUAUGUGGAAGAAAUGUAUUAUGCAUGGCUGGAAAACCCUAAAAGCGUACAUAAGUCGUGGGAUUUAUUCUUCAGAAAUGCUAAUGCUGGCCAAGCAUAUGAUCCCCAUCUACCAAAUCAGUUGGAAAGAAAGGCAUCAUUUCUUCAGAGCCAUGGCCUGGCCCAGACACCGGGUAAAGCUGAAAAGCUUGUGGAAGAUCACCUUGCUGUGCAGUCUUUGAUAAGAGCAUACCAAAUCCGCGGCCAUCAUGUGGCUCAGCUAGAUCCCCUUGGAAUUCUGGAUGCAGACUUGGAUUCGUUUGUUCCAUCUGACUUAAUCACUACCAUUGAUAAACUUGGGUUUUAUGGUUUGCAUGAAUCAGAUUUGGACAAAGUCUUUCAGCUGCCUACAACCACCUUCAUAGGAGGAAAUGAGAACAGUCUUUCUUUACGAGAGAUCAUCAAACGACUGGAGAAUACCUACUGCCAACACAUUGGCUUGGAGUUUAUGUUCAUCAAUGAUGUGGAGCAGUGCCAGUGGAUCCGGCAGAAGUUUGAGACGCCGGGAGUUAUGAAGUUUACUAAUGAGGAAAAAAGGACUUUGUUAGCAAGGCUGGUGCGCUCAAUGAGAUUUGAAGACUUCCUUGCUCGCAAGUGGUCUUCCGAAAAGAGAUUUGGUUUGGAAGGAUGUGAAGUAAUGAUUCCUGCACUUAAGACCAUCAUUGAUAAAUCCAGUGAAAUGGGAAUUGAAUAUGUUAUAAUGGGGAUGCCUCAUAGAGGUAGGCUGAAUGUAUUGGCGAAUGUAAUCCGAAAAGAGCUGGAGCAGAUCUUCUGUCAGUUUGAUCCCAAACUUGAAGCAGCUGAUGAGGGAUCUGGGGAUGUAAAAUAUCAUCUGGGAAUGUACCAUGAGAGGAUCAACCGAGCAACAAACAAGAAAAUCACUCUGUCCCUGAUGGCUAACCCUUCUCACUUGGAAGCAGUUGAUCCUGUUGUGCAAGGGAAGACAAAAGCUGAACAGUUUUAUCGAGGGGAUACAGCAGGGAAAAAGGUUAUGUCCAUAUUAUUACAUGGGGAUGCUGCCUUUGCAGGACAAGGAGUGGUUUAUGAGACGUUUCAUCUUAGUGACCUCCCAUCCUACACUACGAAUGGCACUAUUCACGUUGUGGUCAACAACCAGAUUGGCUUCACCACAGACCCCCGUAUGGCCCGUUCAUCUCCGUAUCCUACUGAUGUUGCUCGUGUGGUCAAUGCUCCCAUUUUUCACGUGAAUGCUGAUGACCCUGAAGCAGUGAUGUAUGUGUGCAGCGUAGCUGCAGAAUGGCGAAACACAUUCAAUAAAGAUGUGGUGGUUGAUCUGGUUUGUUACCGUAGGAGAGGGCACAAUGAAAUGGAUGAACCGAUGUUCACCCAGCCUCUAAUGUACAAGCAAAUUCAUAAGCAGGUGCCGGUGCUGAAGAAGUAUGCUGACAAACUGAUUGCAGAUGGGACUGUAACGCUGCAGGAGUUUGAGGAAGAAAUUGCAAAGUAUGAUAGAAUAUGUGAAGAAGCAUAUACUAGAUCUAAGGAUAACAAGAUACUACAUAUCAAGCACUGGCUUGAUUCACCUUGGCCUGGAUUCUUUAACGUGGAUGGAGAACCCAAGAGCAUGUCUUGUCCUCCAACUGGCAUUUCAGAAGACCUGCUGACUCACAUUGGCAACGUAGCUAGUUCAGUGCCAGUCAAAGACUUCAAAAUACAUGCAGGACUCUCUCGGAUUUUGAGAGCCCGCUUAGAAAUGACCAAGAACAGGGUUGUUGACUGGGCCUUAGCAGAGUACAUGGCUUUUGGCUCUUUUCUGAAAGAAGGGAUCCAUGUCCGACUAAGUGGACAGGAUGUGGAAAGGGGUACUUUUAGCCAUCGUCAUCAUGUGCUUCAUGAUCAAGAAGUUGACAAGAGAACGUGUGUUCCCAUGAAUCACCUUUGGGAGCAGCAGGCCCCCUAUACUGUGUGCAACAGCUCCCUUUCCGAAUAUGGUGUCUUAGGUUUUGAACUUGGCUUUGCUAUGGCGAGUCCCAAUGCCCUGGUGUGCUGGGAGGCCCAGUUUGGCGACUUCCACAACACGGCGCAGUGUAUAAUAGACCAGUUCAUCAGCUCCGGCCAGGCCAAAUGGGUUCGUCACAACGGGAUUGUCCUGCUCUUGCCACAUGGAAUGGAAGGAAUGGGUCCAGAGCAUUCAUCAGCCAGGCCUGAGAGGUUUCUGCAGAUGAGCAAUGAUGAUUCUGAUGCUUAUCCAGAGUUCAGUGAGCAGUUUGAAGUUUCCCAGCUGUACGAAUGCAACUGGAUUGUGGUGAAUUGUUCAACUCCAGCCAAUUACUUCCAUGUCCUCAGAAGACAGAUCUUGCUGCCAUUCAGAAAACCGCUGAUUAUUUUGACACCCAAGUCACUGCUGAGGCAUCCAGAAGCUAAAUCAAGUUUUGAUGAAAUGGUGCCUGGUACCACUUUCCAACGCAUGAUUCCUGAGAAUGGGCUGGCAGCUCAUGCACCGCAUGAGGUCAAGCGAGUGAUUUUCUGCACAGGAAAAGUGUACUAUGAUCUUGUGAAAGAGAGAAAGAAUCAAGACCUGGAGAAACAAGUAGCUAUAACCAGACUUGAACAGAUCUCACCAUUCCCUUUUGACCUGCUGAAAGAAGAGCUUGAGAAGUAUCCAGGUGCUGAUCUUGUUUGGUGUCAGGAGGAACACAAAAACAGUGGAUAUUAUGAUUAUGUCAAACCUCGUUUCCGCACUAUUGUGAACCACACUCGACCUAUAUGGUAUGUUGGCCGAGAGCCUGCUGCUGCAGCUGCCACAGGCAACAAGAACACGCAUCUGGUGUCGCUCAGAAGGUUCUUGGAUACAGCUUUCAACCUGGAGGCCUUUGAGGGAAAGACAUUCUAACUGCAGGGCACCGAUCCAUCUCUGACUAGUGGUCUCUCAAAUCACUGCAUCCAGAAGAGGAAAUAACAGUGGAAAGAAUACUGGAAAUUAUGUAUUUUUGCUUUACCAGAUAAAAUGAUCCAGCAACGGACUUCA
Messenger RNA from Nipponia nippon (crested ibis), 3183 nucleotides. The record is from RefSeq and is a predicted model, not a curated record. Lineage: Eukaryota; Metazoa; Chordata; Aves; Pelecaniformes; Threskiornithidae.